ACGCCUCGCCAAGCCAGACGGUGGACAGACACUCGCCUCUCUCUCUCUCUCGGGGUCGGAAGCCAAGUCCACGCAGCAAGCGGAUGAAGAAGUGCGGCAAGCUUGGCGGGUGCAUGGGCGCGCCGAUGCGCGCGCUGUCGCGGGCGUGCGACUCGGCCUGCGACCUCUACGUGCGCGGCAUGUCCGGGUGCGCGCGCAGGGUGCCGUCCGGGGCGGCCGGCGCCGUGGGGCGCGGUUUCGGCAGGACGGCCUCUGCGUCCCUUAUCCUGCGGACCAGCUCGGACCGCGCCGAGGACCUCGUCCGCGCUGCGUCUAGGCAGCAGCGCCGCGUCGCGGCCGAGCCGGCGCCGGGCCAAGUUGUCGACCAGGCGGUCAAGGUCCCGGCGCGGAAGAAGGGCGCGGCGGCCAUGGGGGCCAUCGCCGAGAACGCGCCGUGCGAGUUCGACGCCGACGGCGGCUGCGCUGCUGUCCCCUCGCCGAAGACGCCGAGGAGGCGCGGCGGGACGAGCGGCGGCCUGGCCUCGCGCCCCGGUGGGUUCGGCGCCAUCAAGGCCGGGCGCGAGGCCUUCGCGCGCUAGCUGCGGUGCAUGCGAUGUGUACUCGUCCUGCCAGUGCAGAAUUAGCUUCGAGACAUCUCUCUAGAUUGCACCACUUUUUCUCUUUCUUGCCGUGUAAAUUAUUGUACGAUAACUACGAGAGCACGAAUAAUCUAUCGUUUAGAAAAUUA
Molecule: messenger RNA, 727 nt
Organism: Phragmites australis (common reed)
Lineage: Eukaryota; Viridiplantae; Streptophyta; Magnoliopsida; Poales; Poaceae
Exons: 1
Coding region: 84-578 (164 amino acids)
Source: RefSeq, a predicted model, not a curated record